GUAUAGGAGAGUGGCGUCUUGUGAUCACAGUCAAAACAAAUUUGGUUGGCAACAACAAAAAUUCCAUCUGGCAUCAAUGGUUAUGUUGAAGCCCUAAAGUGACUUGUCAAAAUUGAAAGCUUGUUGUUCUUUCGUUGCGCAGUGUAGUUGUUAGCUCUGUUUUGUUGACUGUAAAUGUUUACUACUUUGUCGUGGACUGCAAUUUUCAUCUAAGGAAUCGAAAAAAUAUAUUCGAAAAUGAAGUGUUUCGCGAAGUUUUGUACAAACAAAACAACACCAGGGUUCAAGAACAUCGGAUUUUUCCGGUUCCCUGGGGAUGAGGACCUACAAUCUGUUUGGAAAAAGUUCUGUGGCGUUUCAGAUAAUUUCGAAAUCACAGCAUGUAGCAGAGUGUGUAGUCAAGGGGAAAAUCAUGAAGCGGCGAAUGGCAAUUCCAGUGUACGAAUUUGUUCCGCAGAUUGCCGACUUCGCUCUCGAGAACGAUGAUAUACCGGAUUUGAACUCUACCCUCGAAACAUCUGGCACAACACUGAAUUCAAAUGCAUCCUCCCAAAAUGUGGUUCCAGUUUUUUGCUCCCCAUAUGAUGAACAUAAAGCUGUAUGCGCAAGCACAAAAAGGAAAUACGAUGGCUACGUAGAUAACCUGAACCAGGAAGUGAGAGAUUUGAAAAAACGUUGUCAUCACCUUGAGAACGUAGUGAAGCAACAGGAGCACGUCAUGCAAAAACAACAAAAGACACCAGAUCUAGCUCUCAAUGCACUCAACAGAACAUUUAACUCCGACCAAGUGGACAUGCUGUUGUACGAGAAAAAGCGUCCAAAGCAGUGGAGUGACAAAACAGUCACUGAAAGUCUGCAAACAAAAUUUGUUUGCGGAUCGAAAGGAUACGAGCACCAGAGAACUAAAUAUCCCCUCCCAUCAGAGCGCACACUUCAAAGAAGAGUAGAGGACUUGGAAUUCAAGCCAGGUAUUCUGUACGACGUACUAGAGCUCCUCAAACUCAAAGUGAACACCAUGUUGCCCGAAGAUCUUGACUGCGGCCUAAUUUUUGAUGAGAUGUCCAUCGAAGAGGCAAGAAGUUUUUGCAUUUCGGACAGCAAAUUCUAUGGAGAUAUCACCCUCCCUGGACAAGUGGGUCUUGCAAGUCAUGCUCUAGUGUUUGUCUUAGUACACUGA
This is a messenger RNA of Aedes aegypti (yellow fever mosquito), 1177 nucleotides long. RefSeq lists its product as uncharacterized. The coding region runs from base 317 to 1177 and encodes 286 amino acids. The transcript is spliced from 3 exons. The record is from RefSeq and is a predicted model, not a curated record. Lineage: Eukaryota; Metazoa; Arthropoda; Insecta; Diptera; Culicidae.